This is a messenger RNA of Osmerus eperlanus (European smelt), 1451 nucleotides long. It is a transcript of the gene smim19, whose product is annotated as small integral membrane protein 19. The transcript is spliced from 3 exons. Bases 121 to 438 code for a protein of 105 amino acids. Lineage: Eukaryota; Metazoa; Chordata; Actinopteri; Osmeriformes; Osmeridae. The record is from RefSeq and is a predicted model, not a curated record.
GAUCUGUUUACACUUUUCUGUGUCGCAGACGCACAACGAAGCGAGUUGGUACGAGACACAUUUCUGGCACUUUGAAAAGGUUUUUAGCAAUAGGCCUAGUUCACAUUUAGUUGAAUCGCAAUGGGUGGCCAUGGGGUUAUGGCAAACGAGGAGUCUCUGGAUUACUCUGUGCACGAAGCUUGGAAUGAGGCCACCAAUGUCUACCUGCUUGUAAUUCUAGUUAGCUUCGCGUUGCUAAUGUAUGCAAGAAAGAACAAGAGGAAGAUAAUGCGGAUCUUCGCCCUGCCGCCCGCCGCGGGGACAACGACAGAGCCGAACUUCUACGACAACCUGAAGAAAGUUAGACUACGACAGCAGCUGGAAAUGUACUCUCUCUCCCGUAAGUUUGACCAACACCAGCAAAGCCAGAGUGACAGUGUUCAGCUCUCCAUGGAAUGACACAGCAGGAAGACACAUUCUGCAUGACAGCACCGUAUUUUCCACACUCUCCCUGUUCCCCUAUUCAAAGUGAGGCAACUGCAUCUCACAUAUCCUCCCCACAGACUUAUAUGAACGUGGGUCGGUCUAAGCAGUAAGCAGGAUGGAGUUUCUGCCUUAUUUUGGUAGAUGGACAUUCUUUUGAAGAAAAAACUAUGUUGGUCUCUAUCUUCUUUUGUGUCAAUCAUAGUCACACUCAUUAUGGAGCCAUGGAUGUGUGGCCUAUUGAGGGAAGGGAAAGGGAGUGUAUGGCCUUUGGUAGCAAUACUUUGAGUUGGUUGUAUUAAUUCAAAGUCUGCAGUGUAUCUGAAUGAAGAAUUAAACAUUUUGAUGUUGGGUAUAUUUUGUUACACAUUACUCUUUUUAAAAUUCAAAAUGUACUGCUAGAUGUGGUCGUUUAUAGUACUUAAAUACUUAUUUGUUCUUGAAAUAGAUAUUUGUUGCCACCUAGUGGAUUUUAGUAUGACAUGCUUUCAUUUGAUGACUAGAAUAACCAAUGGUAGUUUCAAAUCUGAGAAUAAAAUCUGUAGUAAAAUCUUUUUCUGUAGCAUUUAUGUCCAGUUGUUACCCUUCUCCAACCCUUGCUAACCAAACUUUUAAUGUUCUUAAUUGUAAUGUUAUGUGGCAACCCAAGAGAGACAAGUGCAAAAUACAACCAGACAACAUAAGGCACCUCUGCUCCAUCUAAACGUGUCUCUUCAUGGAAGUUGUGCAGGGAGAAAAAAUCGAACAAAUCAUCGUGUCCAGCAUUUUCAAUCAUUGUCUGGUGCGUCUAGUCCUCAGAUUGCUUGUUGGGUCAAUGGUUGGACGAUCUUGAAGGCGAUAUUGUUGCUAGGGGUGUGUCCCUGUGGAGCUGUCCUUGUCAGGUGCUGAUGCACCUAGGCCUUUGUUGCCCCCAGAGCUGUCCAUGGUUCUGAUAUGCCCUUAGUAGUUCACUGCUAGCCUCAGGGGCUGUCACAGUUAAUAACUCUAAA